UUCAAAGUGUAGUGGUUGAAUCCUCAUUGUGGUAUUUCCUAUCAAGUCUCCCAUUACUUAUUAGAGUGCUUGAAUUCCUCAGACAUCAAGUUAUGGCUGAUGAAAAGGCUUCCGAGGAGCCGAAGCCAGUUUCGGAAACUGAUGGAGAUGCUGCUAAGAAAGAAGCAAAACCACUGUCCCCCGCCGAUGAACUCAGACGACAUCUUAAUAACAUCCACAAAGCUGUUUCCUUGAAAGAGCACCGAUACACAACUCGUGUCCUGCGUGCGAUUGCGUCUACGAGAAGCAAAUUAUCAGAUGGCGUCUUGAGAAAAGUGAUACUUGAAUACCUUCCUAAAUCGUCAGAAAACGCACCAUUGCUGAAGUUUCUUGUUGAGCCUAUGGAGGAUGAGUCCAGUGCUGCUGAAGAGUCCAAUGCCGAAGACACAGUGGCCGUGCCUGGAGAAGUAGCGCUGACAUUGGCGAUACCAGAGCUGACCUGCUAUCUGCAUCUGCUAGUUCUCAUCUUCUUGCUGGAUGGAGACCAAAAGGAGCAGGCGGUUAGCUGUGCGACUUCACUCGUAGAGAAGGUGAACACAUUCAAUCGACGCUCGCUGGAUGCCAUUGGAGCGCGGUGCUACUUCUACUAUGGCCGUGCGUAUGAGCUUGUCGAUCGAAUGCAGGAAAUCAGAAGUGCUCUGCUGGCUCGCCUUCGCACUUCAACUCUCCAUUUCGAUGCCGAGGGCCAGGCUACCGUUACCAACCUUAUUCUGCGAAACCUGCUCCAUUUCCGCCUCUAUGACCAGGCAAAUAAGCUGAUUCUAAAGAUAGUGUUCCCUCCAUCUGCACCGAACAGUGAAUGUGCACGAUUCAUGUACUAUUGUGGUGUAAUCAAAGCGGUGAUGUUGGAGUACACUGAGGCUAAUAACUUCCUGCUGCAGGCUCUGCAAAAGGCGCCUCAGAACACAGCCAUUGGUUUUAGGCAAACUGUAAAUAGAUUUUCCAUUGUUGUUCAGUUGCUUCUCGGUCUCAUUCCGGAUAGAGCACUUUUCCGGCAGAGUGUGCUGAAGAAGCCUCUCCAGCCAUACUUUGAGCUCACACAGGCCGUCCGUGGAGGUGAUCUACAGCAGUUCACCGAAGUUUGCUCCAAGUUCCAUGAGAAGUUUGAGGCAGACAAGACAAUCAACCUCAUCAUCAGGUUACGGCAGAAUGUCAUCAAAGCAGGAAUUCGAAAGAUCAGCCUGUCCUACUCGCGCAUAUCCCUGGCCGACGUUGCUGACCGCCUGCGUCUGGGUAGUGCAGUGGAUGCUGAGUUCAUUGUGGCAAAGGCAAUCAGAGAUGGCGUAAUAGAGGCUUGCAUCGAUCACAAAGGUGGCUUCAUGCAGAGCAAGGACACACAGGAUCAGUACAGCACUACUGAGCCUCAGGCCGAGUUCCACAAGCGCAUCAGCUUCUGCCUGAACCUUCACAACCAGUCUGUAAAGGCUAUGCGCUACCCGGAGAAGGUUGAAAAGGAAAAGCCAGAGGCAGCGACGGCAGCAGCAUCCUCAUAAUCAUCGUUGUUGUUGGAAAAAAUGAGGUUUUAUCAAGAUGUUUGUGUUGUUGUUCUAGCACUAGAACUGCUCCACCGUAUCUACUAGAAUUCACGUGCACUGUCUGCCAUCAUGUUGCCUUCGUGUCUUGUUGAUGGCCAAGGCCCAGGCAGAAGAAGUGCACUUCAAAACCUAGCUGUAUCAAGCGCUUGCCAUUAUGUGCCUGGCGUGCUGCUAUCCAGUUGGGCAGCGUUCCCAAUUCCUGCCCACUCUCCCAUUGUACAUUAUUCCCAUGCGUUUUCAUCAGCCUGGUUUUUUUUGCAUUCUGUUGCGGUUUUUCUGCUUCCAUUGAACAUAGCUUUUAAACUCAUUUAGAUCCUUUGUCCCCCUGUCGCAAUUAUGUUGUUCUUGCUUCUUUUCAUUUUGUUUGUUUUUACUAUUGCAGUGCUAAUUUUCUUCUGAUGCUUGUCCAGGGACAGGGACAAUGCUGUUCGUUUCGAAUAGAAAAGCUUGCCCUCCA
Molecule: messenger RNA, 2031 nt
Organism: Sycon ciliatum
Lineage: Eukaryota; Metazoa; Porifera; Calcarea; Leucosolenida; Sycettidae
Product: 26S proteasome non-ATPase regulatory subunit 3-like
Exons: 16
Coding region: 93-1532 (479 amino acids)
Biological process (GO): ubiquitin-dependent protein catabolic process; regulation of protein catabolic process
Cellular component (GO): proteasome complex; proteasome regulatory particle, lid subcomplex
Molecular function (GO): enzyme regulator activity
Source: RefSeq, a predicted model, not a curated record